AUGCAAUGUGCGAAGCUGCAACUGGUGGAGCGGUCGAAGAUGGUGAGGUACAUGGAGGAGCCGCGCCGGUACUGCCAGAAGCGGCUCGUCGACCCCGACCACCACGACGGCACGAGGUGGCUGCGUGUGCUCGACAGGUAUUGCGAGAAAGAAGAGAAAGAGGACAAGGACGAGUUACAUGAAACCAACGAAAGCUUCCAACAGGAACGCGAAACACCAGAACUGUGUCUGUCCGUGCUAAACAUACAGUACCAGGGGGACGUGCAGCAGAGGAAGCGACCACGAACUAGCUUCAAAUACAAAAAUUGCCUCCACGGUGAAAAGCAUCGCAUGUUCGUGAAGGAAAUAGUCGACGACGUCGAGCUCUACGAUGUGGAGAGGACGUCGGAGCUCACGUGCUACGGCGACUACGCCAAGUACUUCCAAAAUAUAUCGCGACGAUCCUCCGAGGGGUCCCUAGCCUGCGACAAACAGAAGGAGAGCAAAAGCGUGCAAGUCAAUGUCCCGAAAGAAAACAAGAAACCGAAAAAAGAGACGAAAAUUAAGAGAGCUCAAGCUACGAAAAUAAAAAUAAAUAACGACGUCGAGGCUUCCGAAGAUACCGAUACGAAGGUCUCCUUCCACAAGUACGGCGCUAGAAAGAGUCUGACCAUCACCCGAGCUGAGAGCCCGGAGACUCUCCAGAUAAUAAGAGUAGACGUCGUCUGCAACCACAGCGACCGCUCCACCCCGGCCGACGACAGGAAGCAGCGCCCACCCGCCGCCGCCGCCGGCAGAGGGAGGGGCACCGACAACAAGACGUACGACAAGUACCUCCGGUGUGGCGGUGGUGGUGUGGUGAAGACCCUGGACGAGAACGUCUCGGGGGGCAAGGUGACGCUGCUGUGCAAGACCUUCCGCCUGACGGACAGAUGCAGGCGAUACGACACUGAAACCGCGGCCGAAACGAGGAGGAGUCGACUGCCAAAAUAA
Aricia agestis (brown argus) is the source of this 972-nucleotide messenger RNA. RefSeq lists its product as uncharacterized. The coding region runs from base 1 to 972 and encodes 323 amino acids. The transcript is spliced from 2 exons. Lineage: Eukaryota; Metazoa; Arthropoda; Insecta; Lepidoptera; Lycaenidae. The record is from RefSeq and is a predicted model, not a curated record.